Messenger RNA from Callorhinus ursinus (northern fur seal), 1469 nucleotides. RefSeq names its product O-sialoglycoprotein endopeptidase like 1 (gene OSGEPL1). NCBI's taxonomy places the organism in Eukaryota, Metazoa, Chordata, Mammalia, Carnivora, Otariidae. The record is from RefSeq and is a predicted model, not a curated record. Gene Ontology annotation, biological process: tRNA threonylcarbamoyladenosine modification. Gene Ontology annotation, cellular component: mitochondrion.
ACAGAUUCGGCCUGCCUCUCUUGCUCUUGUAAAAACGCAGUCGACCGUCUUUGCUAGGGGAACGAAACCCGUACUAGCCACUGUCGUUCACGAGGAAGGAGUUAUCUGUAGAGUAAGUAUGCUAAUACUGAAUAAGACAGCAGGAGUUUUUUCUAAACCAUCAAGAAGGAAACCUUAUGAAUUUUUAAGAAGUUUUAAUUUUUAUCCUGGAAAACUGUUUCUUCAUAAACUAGUAUUGGGAAUUGAAACCAGUUGUGAUGAUACAGCAGCUGCCGUGGUGGAUGAAACUGGAAAUGUUUUGGGAGAAGCAAUACACUCCCAAACUGAAGUUCAUUUAAAAACAGGUGGGAUUGUUCCUCCAGUAGCUCAGCAACUUCACAGAGAAAAUAUUCAACGAAUAGUGCAAGAAGCUCUCUCUGCCAGUAAAGUCUCUCCAAGUGAACUCUCAGCAAUUGCAACUACUGUAAAACCAGGACUUGCUUUAAGCUUGGGAGUAGGCUUAUCAUUUAGCUUACAACUAGUACACCAGUUAAAAAAACCUUUCAUUCCCAUUCAUCAUAUGGAGGCUCAUGCACUUACUAUUAGGUUGUUAAAUAAAGUAGAAUUUCCUUUUUUAGUUCUUUUGAUUUCUGGAGGUCAUUGUCUAUUGGCAUUAGUUAGAGGAGUUUCAGAUUUUCUGCUUCUGGGAAAGUCUUUGGACAUAGCACCAGGUGACAUGCUUGACAAGGUAGCAAGAAGACUGUCUUUGAUAAAACAUCCAGAGUGCUCCACCAUGAGUGGUGGGAAGGCUAUAGAACAUUUGGCCAAACAAGGAAAUAAACUGCAUUUUGAUAUCAAACCUCCCAUGCAACGAGCUAAAAAUUGUGAUUUUUCUUUCUCUGGACUUCAGCAUGUUAUUGAUAAGAUAAUAAUGCAAAAGGAAAAAGAGGAAGGGAUCCAGAAGGGGCAAAUCCUGUCUUCAGCUGCACACAUUGCUGCUGCGGUACAGCACACCAUAGCAUGCCACAUUGCAAAAAGAACUCACCGUGCCAUUCUGUUUUGCAAGCAGAGACACUUGUUAUCUCAAAGUAAUGCAGUACUGGUUGUAUCUGGAGGCGUUGCAAGUAACUUAUACAUCCGAAAAGCUCUGGAAAUUGUAACAAAUGCAACACAGUGCACUUUGCUGUGCCCUCCUCCCAGACUGUGCACUGACAAUGGCAUUAUGAUUGCAUGGAAUGGUAUUGAAAGAUUGCGUGCUGGCGUGGGCGUUUUACACAACACAGAAGGCAUCCGCUAUGAACCCAAAUGUCCUCUUGGAGUAGAUAUAUCAGAAGAAGUUGGAGAAGCUGCCAUAAAAGUACCACGGUUAAAGAUGGAGAUUUGAUUUUUGCUUUUGAAAAAAAUCCCUAAAGAAACUUAAGCUCUGAUGAAACCCCAGCACUGAAACAAAAUCCUCUGGAUAAAUAAAUGCCUGUCAUACUUUGCCAUAA